This is a messenger RNA of Terrapene triunguis (Three-toed box turtle), 1996 nucleotides long. It is a transcript of the gene TNIP2, whose product is annotated as TNFAIP3 interacting protein 2. The transcript is spliced from 6 exons. Gene Ontology annotation, biological process: regulation of transcription by RNA polymerase II; cellular response to lipopolysaccharide. The record is from RefSeq and is a predicted model, not a curated record. Lineage: Eukaryota; Metazoa; Chordata; Testudines; Emydidae. Bases 180 to 1736 code for a protein of 518 amino acids. Gene Ontology annotation, molecular function: K63-linked polyubiquitin modification-dependent protein binding.
CCUCCCUGCUGGCGGUGCCGAGCAGCCCCGGCCGCCUGGCUGGACGAUAAGAGGCGGUGGGGGCCGCGCCCAGCUAGCGCCGACAGGCUCGUGUCUGCUCCCGAGCGGCGGCGAGGAGACGGCUGAAGGGAGCGGAACUAACAGCACCUCGGCCCUUGCCUGGCUCCCCUCGGAUUUAUAUGCAGCUGGGGGGGUUAUUGUUCACCCUGCUGGAGGAAGAGAAGUGGCCGCGGGGUGAUCUGUGCUCUCUUUGCCCCACCAUGUGCUCAGUGAACGAGGACAGCAGCACGGACCCCCUGGUAGCCCGGUGCAGGCAGCUGGAGGAGACCGUGGAGAAGCUGCACCUGGAGAACAAGAACCUAAAGAGCAAAGUGCCUCGGUACAAAGCCAUCUGCAACCUGUAUCAUGAGUCCGGGCAGCAGCUGAAGCACCUUCAACUGCAGCUCUCCGCCAAGGAGGCGAUGAUCGGGGAGCUGAGGGCGAGCGUGGCCAAGUACCAGGCUGCCCAACUGGGAGCAGCACAGGAAGAGGGGCAGCAGCCACCGCCCCCUGGGGGAAAGUUUGUUGAACCUGCUAAAUCUCUAGUGGAAAGUUUAAUAGAUCAGCUUGGCCAAAUGAAGCAGCAGCUUAAAGACAGCGAGAGAAUUUCAGCACAGAAGGUGGAAACUUUGAGCCAGGAAGUGCAGAAGCUGAAUCGGCAGCUAGAAGAAAAAGACAGAGAUAUACAGCAGAUAAUAAGCCAGCCACAGUAUGAAAAAGAGAGAGAAAUCUUACGACUCCAGAGAAGCUUGGAAGAGAGAGAGAAAGUCCAGGCCACAAGUGAAGUACUGUGUCGUUCACUCACUGAUGAAACUCACCAACUUCAACGUAGAUUGGCAUCCACAGCAGAAAUGUGUCAGCAGCUGGCAAAAUGUCUAGAAGAAAAGAGAAAAGACAGAGGGUAUUUAGAGGAGCAUAUUCAGACUGAAAGAUCCAAUCAGCUACAAUUUUCAGAGAAUAAAGCUUCACCUCAAACAAUUAUUUGCCAACUACAGGAGGAAAACAGGAAGUUACAACAAAAAGUGUUUCAUGUGGAAGACUUAAAUACAAAGUGGCAGGCAUAUGAUGCUAGUAGAGAAGAAUAUGUGAAACGACUCCACCUGCAGCUGAAAGAACUGAAGUCUCAACCCGAACAGCAAAGAAAUUCAGAGCUGAUGCAGAAGGAGAUUUCUCGGUUGAACAAAUUACUGGAAGAAAAAAUGAAUGAAUGCAUUAAAGUAAAGCGAGAGUUAGAGGAUGUGAAGAAGGCUAAAGAUGGAGAUCGUGAACGUGUACAAAUGCUGGAGCAACAGGUCCUUGUUUACAAGGAUGAUUUCACAUCUGAAAGAGCAGAUCGAGAGCGUGCACAAAGUAAAAUACAGGAACUUCAGGCAGAAGUUGCUUGUCUACAGCACCAGCUAACCAGGAGACAGGAAUCGAGAGAGACAACAGGUCAUGUUAGAGUUCACACUGGGAACCAAAAUCAUCGUGUGUAUGUACAGACAAAUGUUGAACAUCUACUGGGCAACAGCCAAGUCCAGUCAGGAGUGAGGAGAACAGGUUCACAAUCUGAACAACCUGCUACACGCACAGACAGUGGGAGUUCAGGAUCAGAGAGAAGAGGACAGGGUGAACUUCAGUGCCCUCAUUGCAUGAGGUUCUUCAAUGAUGAACUCAGUGAUGAAUUUCUCAGACAUGUUGCUGAAUGUUGUCAAUAAUCUGACUUGAGAAGUGCAAUCAAAUAUCAAAUCAACCACUACUUGAUACUGAGAAAAUGGCACUUUGAGAUGUAUACUACAGUACCAAUAUAAUGUUGGUUAUAUUUUUAAUAUUUAUCAUCCAGUUUGGAUGUUUGACUGACUUAUCUAAGCAUAAAUUCAGUGCUUAGUUUCAGCAUCGAAUCUCUGAUUUGAGGACAGGUUAGUGAAAAGUUAAUUGAUUACUAAUCUACAAUAAGUAAGGGCAAAAAAAAAAAAAA